Labrus bergylta (ballan wrasse) is the source of this 578-nucleotide messenger RNA. The record is from RefSeq and is a predicted model, not a curated record. NCBI's taxonomy places the organism in Eukaryota, Metazoa, Chordata, Actinopteri, Labriformes, Labridae.
GUGGAGUUUGGCGUGGUCUACAGCUGUCUCGAGGAUAAGAUGUUUACAGCAAGGAGGGGGAAGGGAGCUUUCUGUAACGGAGAGCCACUGCAGGUUUCUGAUCAGAAAGACAUCAAACAAUCCAUCAUCGCCACCGAGUUUGGAUCAAACCGAGACCCUGAAACCGUCGAGAGAAUCUUCUCCAGCAUGAGAAACAUUGUCAGCAUCCCUGUACACGGCGUGCGUGGAGCAGGAACGGCGGCCAUCAACAUGUGUCUGGUGGCGUCUGGUUGUGUGGAAGCAUAUUAUGAGAUUGGGAUACACGUUUGGGACAUCGCUGCAGGCUCACUGAUCGUAUCGGAGGCCGGAGGGGUCCUGAUGGACGUGGAGGGAGGGGAGAUGGAUCUGAUGUCUAGAAGAAUCGUUGCAGCCAACAGCCGAAGUGUCGCUGAGAGGAUCGUCAAAGAGAUCGACUCCUACAGUCCUCAGAGGGACGAUGCUCCGCUUACGCAGUAGACACCUGCAGUGCAUUGUGGGAUACACAACAUAUUUUAUGUUUAGUUUGUAAAGUUUGUAAUAAAGUUUGUCACUACAACAAA